GGACGACAAUGAUGGUGAGAGGGCAGGGUCGUCGAAUAAAGAACUAGAAGGUGAAUUGGACGUGACGAAACAUAUUCUAUAUCCUAUCAUACAUAAUUUAGCCGUCGCGUCCCUGUUUUAUAGCCGACAGCCUCGUACAGCAGCAUCCCGAGAUAAAGGCAUACUGUAAUAAAACGCUUCACCGAAGACACGAUACCACCGAGUUGGGUGUGGGCUUAUUGUCGGACCAAUUCACCUUGGGACUCAUCAGUAUAGUCGCACAUUAUGGUGGGAAAGAAAUCGGCCAAGGCCCUUCAGGUCGAAGAAGGCCUUGAAAGGACGGACAAUGGCAUGAAACUAACGAGUUUCCCUGAGGUCUCACAAAUAAACCAAAAGAAUUAUUAUACGGAGUAUAUGAAGCGAGAUGACCAGAUUCUCCCCCUCCGCCUUCAAGCUGAGGCGAGUAGGGACAAGAUGAUCCGUACUGCCAAAGACAAGGAUAGGGCUUUGGCGAGGACAGGUGACACAGAUGUCCCCGCUCCCAAUCCUGAUGAAACCGAGUUUGGUGAGGAGGAUGCCAAUACAGGGGCGGACGGAUUUGACGCGUCAAAGAUCAUUGCCAUCCAUCUCGGGAGUCAGAAUAUGCGUAUCGGCCUCGCCAGCGACGCACUACCGAGGACUGUGCCGAUGUGUACCGCAUGGAAGAUGCCAAAAUGUGAAUCGGACAUCAAGCCGCCUAUGCCGAAACGGCAGAAGAUGACAGGUACUCCUGAAGACCAGUUUGGUGACGAGUGGGCGAAGAAGUAUACGAAAAUGUGCGACGAUCUAAAGAAAGAUAUGCGGACAAAUAAGCGCAAGGUCCUUCCCAACUCCAAGGAACUGGUAGUCAACUACAACAGGCGGACUCCUCCAGAGAAAAUUCCUGAGCACAAUGACCCGGCAAGGAUAGAGUGGACAGAUAUCGGUUUAUCUAGUACAUUCAACGGACUUGAGGCACAGAGGAUUCCAGACAAUUCUGAUCCCGCAUAUCGACUAUUUUGGCCAAUCCAGCACGGAAGGCUGAAUGAAGAAGAUUUCCCGAGCAAGGAACAGUUGAAGAUGGCGAUCGAUUCCAUUAUCACUGGAGCUUUAAAGACAGAGCUUAAGAUUACGAAGACUGGGCAAUGGAAGGACUACAGCUGCGUCCUCGUAAUUCCAGAUCUGUACGAUAAGAAGUUUGUCGAGAUGAUGUUGGAAAUGUUCAUGAAUGAUUAUUCUUUCGCCAAGGUCGCCUUCAUCCAGGAGUCUCUCGCCGCAAGCUUCGGAGCCGGCUACACAUCGGCGUGCAUCGUUGACGUUGGCGCACAAAAAACCUCCAUCUGUUGCGUCGAAGACGGCCUCUGUAUCGAAGACUCCCGCAUCAACUUGAAGUAUGGUGGCUACGACGUGACCGAGACCUUCGUCAAGAUGAUGCUCUUCGACCACUUUCCCUAUGCCGAUAUCAACCUUGCACGACGCUAUGACUUCCUCCUCGCCGAGGAGCUAAAGAUGAAAUUCUGCACCAUGAACCAAGCCGAAAUCUCCGUCCAGUUGUACAACUUUCAUCUUCGUGCCCCGUCCGAGUACACCCGCAAGUACAACUUCAAGACUUACGACGAGGUAAUCCUCGCGCCAAUGGGCUUCUGCGACCCAUCAAUAUUCGAUAACUCGGCGAAGCUUAACGGUCGCCGCAAGCUCAUCGACCGCUCCUAUAACAUCUAUGACCCUGAAAUCCCCGAUGACCCUGUCUCAGCCGCACAGAUUUCUAUCCUCGCGGCCAUCAAGCCCUCCGCCGCAGCUGCCCCUAAAGCCCCAGCCAACCCUGCCACCAACGGAGAAGGGACGGCGGCUGUUUCGACCCCAAUGAAAGAGAAACCGAAUCCCUUCAGCUUCCUCGGCGUCGACACACAGGGAACGCCCGGGACUUCGCAUGCCGGCUCUCCUGCCCCAGAGGGCUCGAACACCCCCGCCGCGAACGGUGGCAGCCCGGCUCCUUUCCAAUUUGGCGGUAGCGGCAGUGGAGCUCCUCAGGGCAUAUUCGUGCCCGACCCAGCGCACUGCUCGCAACGUGCUCUCGCUGCCGAGCGUGACUCCGUUCUUCCGAUCGCGCCAUUGGACACGGCUAUCUUGACAUCGAUCACGACGGCAGCAAGAGGAGACGAGAAGAAGCUACGCGACUUGCUUGGCGGUAUCAUGAUUAUUGGAGGCGGGGCAAAGACGCCUGGGUUCGGGCCGUUCCUCGAGGAGCGGUUGAAGAGGUUGCGGCCCGAUCUUGGGGAUAGGAUAUUGGUUGGGACGAGCCCCAGGGAGAUGGAUGGGCAGGUUGUGACUUGGAAGGGAGCGAGCGUUUUUGCGAAGCUUGUGGGGACGAAUGAUACGUGGAUUGGAGGAACGGAAUGGGAAAGGUUGGGGAGCAGGGUUCUCCAUCACAAGUUGGCGUUUUAUUACUAAAAUUUGCAAAAGUGGGUAGCACAAUCUAGAAAGGAAGGCGUAAUGUAUGAUAAAUGACAUCGUGUGCUUUUUUAUACGUGUAUAGAGAGGAUGGCUUC
Messenger RNA from Pseudogymnoascus verrucosus, 2546 nucleotides. RefSeq names its product actin-like protein arp8 (gene ARP8). Gene Ontology annotation, cellular component: Ino80 complex. Gene Ontology annotation, biological process: double-strand break repair; regulation of DNA-templated transcription. The transcript has 3 exons. Lineage: Eukaryota; Fungi; Ascomycota; Leotiomycetes; Thelebolales; Thelebolaceae. The record is from RefSeq and is a predicted model, not a curated record. The coding region runs from base 265 to 2448 and encodes 727 amino acids.